Molecule: messenger RNA, 833 nt
Organism: Hordeum vulgare subsp. vulgare (domesticated barley)
Lineage: Eukaryota; Viridiplantae; Streptophyta; Magnoliopsida; Poales; Poaceae
Exons: 1
Coding region: 190-561 (123 amino acids)
Source: RefSeq, a predicted model, not a curated record
GAUACCUGUCCUAUGCUGCAAGGCGCAAAAGAACAAGAGAGCGAUUGAUUCCCGAUGCUUUUCUUGGUGCUAGAGCAAAGAACAACAACGCACAUCUCCUUCACUUCCUUCCUUGGUUGAGUGAGCUUGAGCUAGUUAGCUUCAUUUUCUUACCGUUCCAACGAAUACCAGGGGGUUGAGUGAGCGAGGAUGGGUGCAGAAGGUGGUUCGUCGGCGGCGGCGUCAAGAUGCAGGAGCACGGGGGCGACGAUGUCGGUGGCGCCGGCGAGCGACGGCAACGGCGCCUCUUGCUGCUGCUGCUGCAUCAACAUCUACGUGAACAACAACGUGCAGGGCGUCACCAACUCGGUGCUCUUCGGGAGCAGCGUGGUCAUGAGAGACCCCGGAGCUCGCGUCGUCCCGUCCCGCCGUCCGCCGCGCUCUGCUCGUGUUUUCCGCGGAAAGCAGAGGCGGCAACAGAAGAAAAAGAAGAUGAUGAGGACGACUGUGUGGGCUGCUGCUAUGGUUUGCCUGGCGGCCCUCGCCGUCAUUCUUCUUCUGCUGAGCGUGAAGCGUACGUAAAUACAGCUGAGUUGAUUUCAGCUUUUUGUAGAUGAUAAGAGUUAAAUUCAGGUUUGCAUAUGCGUGUGUGGUUCUCCAAAGUGGAAAAAGGAAACACCGCCCCACCACGAUUUUUUCUGUCCUUUCCGGUUUCGUUUAAGGAAAAUGAUUGCAUCCGGCGCCGGCCGAAUCGUUCCACCGGUCGCGCGCUUUGCUAGUAAGGGCAUGCAACUUUUAUUUCAUGUAAAUUUGCUACAACUAGUAUUUAAAUUUGUUACUAGCGUUUUUCAUUU